Molecule: messenger RNA, 5038 nt
Organism: Synchiropus splendidus (mandarinfish)
Lineage: Eukaryota; Metazoa; Chordata; Actinopteri; Syngnathiformes; Callionymidae
Gene: zdhhc5a
Product: zinc finger DHHC-type palmitoyltransferase 5a
Exons: 12
Coding region: 1312-3804 (830 amino acids)
Biological process (GO): protein palmitoylation
Molecular function (GO): palmitoyltransferase activity
Source: RefSeq, a predicted model, not a curated record
CAACCGGCGCAUUUUCUAUCGGGACACUCCUGUUCUGGUAUCUGUCGGCCUCUUUGGAGAUUGUCUGCCGAUUUUGCUACAAACGAGAAGAACCAGGUUCAAUUUUAGCCUUUUUUCUGCGUUCCAUUGCCGCUGACGGAGCUACCAGCACGGAAGUGCAUGCGCAAGAGCCGGCUAUGCCUGGAACACGGAUGUCGGCGGAGCGGCUAGCUGGUUAGCGAAGAUAAAGGGUUCCUAAGUGAAGUAGCUUGAUGAUGUUAGCGCCUCCGCCGAGACUUACCUCCCUGCUGGGCCACUGGAACCACUGAGGACCGACCUGGAUGCUGAAACUCGCGUCUGUUCUGGAGUAGGAAGCGCACAGAAGCAGCGCUGAGACCAGUCAAGGGGUCAGUUGGAGGCCAAGGUUUUGAAGCUGUCUGCGUCACACCAUGAUUGACAACGGGGAGCCUGGAGGCUGAAUCUGAAAGUUGCUGCAUGGACUUUUCAUCAUAAACCCCAGAAGAACCGUUUUUUUGUUGUUGUUGUUUUUUUUUUAAACAUUUUUUCAAUGCCAGAAUGGGGCUCGAUCUCAGAGGGGUUUGCAUUUGAGACCAUUAUCCAAGCCUCGGUGCGCGCCGCUGGGGGAGGAAGCAGAGGGAGGUCCCUGACGGAGGCAGCUUCAGCUCAGAGGCCUGCAGUUAUGUAACAGAGCAGAGAUAAAAGCAAAGCAACUUUACAUGGAUACUAAUGGAUGUCCUGCUGGAGUUCCCUUCUGCACCGUCAUCUCCUGCAUUUUCUCUCCACCUCGCCUCCCUGCUUCUGCUCACAUGUGAGGUGCUUUGAACCGGUCACCAGCGGGAUGCCCCGGCACAGAAAGACCAGGCUAUUCCACUGGCCCACUCACAGACUUUGUCUAAAAUAUGUUCUGAUCUAGAACUUCUCACAAGACAACACCAUUUUUCUAUAUUGUUGGAAAGACUUUUGACUUUUGCUUGCACUCCAAUCUAUGUUCAUUGGAUCAGUGGACCUGAAGCACAAAACCCUUUGAAGUAAAUCAUUAUUUUCUUACUUUUUUUUUUUUUUUUUUUUUUGUCGCCUGCUGGUAUGAGUUUUGGUCAAGCCUCUGAUUCCCAGUCUGCGCAGCAAGAACUCUGGUUUUUAGCCAAAACUAAAAAUGAACCUCUUUUUGUGAUGCUUAUUUGUUGAGGUUGAUAAGGGAAGGUGUUAAAUAUUUGGCUUUUGAACCCACCGAGGGAGAAGUUCAUGAUGGACUCGAUGUCUGGUGGUUCAGCGUAGCAGGCGUGAAAGUCACGUCACUGCUCACGGGAAGUGAUGCCAGGAAGCAGCAGUAAAAGUGGGGGGCGAGGUACAUCCUCCUCCCCACUCCCACAUACGGUCGCCCCGCCCACUCGGCCACUCAGACCCUCACGCUAUGUUCCUGUGUCCGCCGCCACGUUCUUCCUCGUUGGCUCGACGACGCUUUUCUUCUGUUUCACGUGUCCGUGGCUGUCGGAGCGGUUCUCCGUGGCAGUGCCCAUCUACAACGGAGUCAUCUUCUUGUUUGUCCUGGCAAACUUCUGCAUGGCCACUUUUAUGGACCCUGGCAUCUUCCCUCGAGCGGAGGAAGACGAGGACAAGGAGGACGACUUCCGGGCUCCACUCUACAAAACGGUGGAAAUCCGAGGGAUCCAGGUCCGGAUGAAGUGGUGUUCCACCUGUCGCUUCUACAGGCCGCCACGCUGCUCCCACUGCUCUGUCUGUGACAACUGUGUGGAGGACUUUGACCACCACUGUCCCUGGGUGAACAACUGUAUCGGCAAGAGAAACUACCGCUACUUCUUCCUCUUCCUUCUGUCGCUGACGGCCCACAUCAUGGCCGUGUUUGGCUUUGGCCUCCUGUUCAUCCUCUACCACCGCCAGAACAUCGACCGCCUGCACGCCAUCGUCACACUGGCUGUGAUGUGUGUUGCUGGUCUGUUCUUCAUCCCUGUGGCCGGUCUCACCGGCUUCCACAUCGUCCUAGUGGCCCGAGGACGGACCACAAACGAACAGGUGACAGGCAAGUUCAGAGGAGGCGUCAACCCAUUCACUAAUGGCUGCUGGAAGAACGUGUCCCAUGUCCUCUGUAGCUCCCAGGCGCCCAGAUAUUUGGGCAGAAAAAAGUGCGCACAGAGCGUCUCCGUGAGGCCGCCCUUCCUGCGGCCUCAACUGUCGGAGGUCCAGCUGGCCGCCAAGAUCCUGGACAACGGCAUCCACGGAGAGCUGCACAGGUCUAAGUCCAGUCUGGAGAUGAUGGAGAGCCAGUCAUGUGACGCGGAGCCGCCGCCUCCACCCAAACCGGAGCUGCGCUACCCCGGGAUAAGCCGAGGGAACACAGAAGAGUGCAGUCUCCUGAACAAAGCCCCUCCCACUCCAACCAUGUACAAGUACAGACCCACCUACAGCCCUGGGAAGAAUCACACGGCGCUGACACACGCAUAUGCAAACCAGCUAAGUCGAGGCGAGAGUGUUGGCAGUGCCAGGGACUCGUCCUCCUCCACCUCCUCCCUCCUCCAGGCCAGCCAGCAGCCAGGCUUCCGCUCCCAGCCGAGUCUGGACCGCAGGGAAACCUCCACUGACAGAGUAGGAGUAGGAGUGGGUGAGGGUGGGGAUAAACGAGAGGGGGGAAGAGAGGUCGCAGGUGGCGGCAUCCCGGGCUACUCCCUGGGUGGACAUUCGUACCCCUCCUUCUCAGACCCCGCCGUCCUCUCGGGAGUGGCGUCCCGCUCCUCCAGCUCCACAGCAGCCGGAGCCACCCACGUUUCCGAAGCGACGACCACCUCCACCAGCUUUAAGAGCUUGGCCAAUCAGACCCCGCCUCCUCACCACCCCUCUCGCAAUGGAAGCCUGUCGUAUGACAACUUGCUUGUUGGCACUCAGGAGUGUGAGAACGGCAGGGCAGGCGGGUCGGCCCCCUUCGAGGUCUCACCUGGAAGGUCCCACACCCCUGUGACAGGCUACAGCUCCCCCUUCCUCCCCGCUCUCCAGAGAGACGCGGACAUGCACUCCCAGUCCUCCCAGUCUCCCCAUCACCACCACCACACAUCCCACCCCCAACACCACACGUAUCUGCACCGCUCCUCCUCCACCUCCUCCUCUCCGCCUCCACCGCCCGAGCAGCUGCUGGGCGAGGUGCACCCCCCAUCUGGAACCCGGUCCUCAGGCCCACCGACCACGACGGCCCCCCCGCCCCCACACCACCAUCAUCACCACCACUCGCACCAUCACCACCACCACUCGCAUCACCACCACCAUCACUCAUCCUCCUCCACUUCCCGACCUCCCCGCUUCGCGCCGCCUCAAGCUCCCCCUCACCACGCCUACCCGUACCGAACCCGCUCCACCGACACCCCUCUGGACCCCACGGGCACCUCCCAGUCGUCCCGAACCCUGCACCCGCCUCCCCUGGGGAAGUCCCUCUCCUACUCGAGCGCAGCUGCUGCCGAAAUGCAGUACCGACUAGUCCGGAAGGCCUCCGCCUCAGCCGGAGCCAACGCAGCCGGGGUGGGCGGAGGCAUGGGAGGAGGGGGAGGAAUACAAGCACCCAAGGAUGAGGCGGUCCAGGCCAAGGCUCCGUGUCGGACCAACGGCGACAAGCUCUUCCUCUCAUCCUCCUCCUCCUCCUCUUCCUCGGGCCCGACCUCCCCCUCGCACCUCGUCCACGCCGCCGCCGCUCGUCCAAACAAGACGACGACAUCGCCACACACCCCUACGCACAAACCUCAGGGAGGUGGGGUGAAGAAGGUUACGGGCGUCGGGGGGACCACCUACGAGAUUUCAGUCUGAGGACCACGCAUUCUUAUGUUUUUUUUUGUCUGGAACUCAAAACUGCGGCGUGAAGUGACUUCACGUUGUUUCAAACUGAUGAAGCACGACGGAAGACUUCCUGAUGUUUCGUGAUCGUCGAGUCUGUGAUGGAGCUUCUGACAAAAGUGCCCAGAGAAAAGACUGGCCCGCCGACUCUCUGCACAUCAGCAGACGAUGUUCCUCUCGGAUGUGAAUACGACUCCGUGUUUGUACAGAGUGAUGUGGUUUUUUUUUUAUGUGGAUUUGUUUUUUUUAGGUGUGAAAACGUGGGACGACAGCAUGCUCCUGUGUUCUGGACCAUCCAGAGGAACCGCAGCCGAUGGCAGUUUCCUUCAACAAUUGCCUUUGAAUUACAAGUGUUGUCCUUUUUUAUGUCACGGAUUUUAAUUUGAAAUUGUUUUAUAUGAAUUUCUAUGGAAAUAUAGCUAUCGUAGAACGGAGAGUUUUAGACUCAAAAGAGGCGUUGUGUGUAAAAAGAUUAAAGCAGCAAUCUGAACGUCACGUGACUCACUUUGUCCACCGUAGCUACUUCAGCAGCUCUUUACAAAACCUGGCCUUUUAUCUGAGCAAUUUUACAGUCACACCACGGCAGUUUAGGAAGUUGCAGGGUUGUUUUUCACAUGUGAGCCAGCCUGAUGAGGCUAGAGAGGAGCAUGAUGUUUGCUGAUGGUAUAGUGAGAAAGGAGCUGGUUAUACAUGUCUGAAUGAGAGGCAGAGAAGAUGAGGGUUUUGAAGAAGAGCGUGCAGGCGAGGGGUCUGGGUCGAGUCCAAUUUCUUAGUGAUAAAAGGAACAAGAUCAAAGUAACCCAGAGAUUAGAAAUGCUUUUGGACCGGACCAGAACAAAGUCCGGCUGCAGCUUCUCUUCAUCCUUUUGUUUAUUGCAGUAAAACAAAGCCGGUGAAUCCAGCAGACAUUCAUACACGGGCGCAGCUCCAAGGAAUUCAACACAACAGAUUUACAGCAACUCAGGUUAGGAAUGUUAAGAAAAGAAAGGGAGCUCGACGUCAGUCCCCAUGGAACUUGAGCGAUAUUUACAUCCAUGCAGUCCUUCACCAUGGAGGGGUCGCCCCCACAAUUCUGCUGACUGGAAUGUCACUCAUUUGCCUCCAACUUCUGAGGAACAUGAGCAUGAAAGGACGGGGCGUCACCUCGACUGCAACACUGAAAUAAGUUAAUCAUUUUAACAAAGUGAUUGUGAAAUUCUACUCUGGU